This is a messenger RNA of Dentiscutata erythropus, 918 nucleotides long. The record is from the annotation of a GenBank genome assembly. NCBI's taxonomy places the organism in Eukaryota, Fungi, Glomeromycota, Glomeromycetes, Diversisporales, Gigasporaceae.
AUGAUGAAUUCAUUUCUGAUUAAUACUACCUUUUUAAACACUGUUUCUAAACUACGAAAACAUUUUGACAAUACACAAGUUUCUGAAAUUCGAAUAACUCCUACAACCAUUAAAUGUUAUAAUAAAGAAGGUCAAAAUGUAGAUAUCUUUUUUGGUAAAGAUAUCACCACAAUUCCUAUGAAAAAAGCUCGGCUACCUUUACUUCUAGAGGAUAUCAGAAUAAAAAAUAUUUCUGACUAUCUAUUAAAAGAAAUAGUGGGUGAGUAUUUAGAAGUUAGAGCUAAUGAUUACUCAUUGCUUUUAUUAGAAGCAUAUAAAGUUCAUAAAGAAGAACUGAAAUUAGAAUCAUUAGCCUAUAAUAAUUCACAAGAGCAUCAAUCAUCUUUAUUGCCUCAGCCUUUAGUAUCUAUUGGAUUAAGUGAGCCAUCCAAAGUUCAGAAAGAUGUGACCCCUUCGACACAAGAAAGUAAUGUUGAUACUAAUAGCUUACUUAGUGGAUUAAGUGCCAAAUCACUUUUUGCUCGAAAUGAUAAGCGAGUUCGUGGUUACAAUAAGAAUGAGGUCCUUAAUCUCCUUCUAAAUACCGAAGUUCAUUCUCCUGAACUUAAAAAACUCCUGCGUUAUACACUUGAUAAACAUUCUAGAUUAGGAUUGGGAUCAGGCCAAAGCCGAACCCGAAAUUAUGAUGAUUCAAGAUUUCUUUAUCUUGUUAGUUGUCUUAAAGAUAUUCCAAGAUGGGCAUAUGUUAUUUCUGAAUCUGAAAAUGAAAAGAUAUCUGAAACAAGUAUGAAAAGAAGGCGAGUAACUGAUUAUGAUAGAUCCAUAAUAUAUAGUAGGAAUAGCGAGCUUGAAACUGUGGAUCGGGAAAUUCAGGCACUUAUGAUAAAUAGUGCAAAAAAGUAUUUGACCUUUAAUUGA